Pan troglodytes (chimpanzee) is the source of this 5909-nucleotide messenger RNA. RefSeq names its product ectonucleotide pyrophosphatase/phosphodiesterase 4 (gene ENPP4). NCBI's taxonomy places the organism in Eukaryota, Metazoa, Chordata, Mammalia, Primates, Hominidae. The transcript is spliced from 4 exons. The record is from RefSeq and is a predicted model, not a curated record. The coding region runs from base 1644 to 3005 and encodes 453 amino acids.
ACUCACUUUCCUCAUUCAUUUGAUAGUAAGAGGUUGGUAUUGUAACAAGACGCGUUUUGCAGAUGAGGAAAUGAAAGCUCAAAUAGGUUGAGACACUGGCCCAUGAUUGCUCUGCUGGUGAGUGACAGGGAGUAUUCAAACCAGGUUCUAGGGUCUGCAGGUUCUAGGGAUUCAGCUACAUACCCACUACCAUCCCCUCCAGCUCUGAAAGCCCAUGGAUCUAAGAUGCCCAUAUUCACCAAUGCACAGGCCAACCUGAGACUUAAAACUGGAAUUAAUUUAUCAAGGCACAAACUAAUAAUCAACGGAAUACAUCUAUUGCCAAAUCAUCUCCAUGGCUGCUUCCAGAUUGUUGGUAAUAGCUAUACUGUAAGGUUCAGACCAAGGGGACCAACUUCAGAAUUUGUUAUCUAAGGUCCAGUACUGCAGUUUACUAAUCCAGGUACUGGAUUUACAGCUAUUAAAUACUUAACACUUGAGGAUAUCACAUGUGAUUAAUAUUCUUAAUUUAUUUGUACUUUUUAUUUGAGCUGGAGAUACAGUAGUGAACAAGAAAGAAAAUACCUCCUGGAGCCUGCAUUUUAACAAGCGGGACAAUUAAAUUCAAUAGUGAUUUAGCAAGUACUUCUAUACCAAGUUCUGUUUGGCACUACAGAUAAAAAGAAAAAAGAUGCUAUCCUCUCACUGCCAAGUGUGCCUGGACAACCCAACUGUUAGCGAAUAAUUCUACUUCUGUUUGGUAACUGCUCUUUAUGUUGGAAAGUUUAGUUACAUUAUUCUAUUAAAUAACCUUCCAAUUAAAAGCAGGAGCACAAUCCCACAUACGCGUCUGUCAAAGUAAGCACCCAUUUCUCAGCUGUAACUCAUUACUGGUUCCCUGCCGCAGGCACUGUGCUGCUUUUAACCUUACUUGUAAACUAUUAUCUAACUUCCCCGGUAAAGGUGCUCGCUUAUCCAGUAAGACGGACAGACGUCUAUGGUAGAUCCACGUUUCAUUUAUCCCAACUCACUGGAACUGGCUGAAGCUUCUCUAGACUUGUGCCGGACCUUGGUGCAGCCAAAGUUGCUUUCUCCGCGGCCACCUAAGCUGCCAGGUGCACAUUAACUAAGUGGCAGAAGGCCAUCGGCUUGGCAAUUGCCUGAGGCCUUUCCGGGACUCGCUGGUUUUUAGGUUCCAUGAAGGGCAUCCAGAUCUAGGAUGAUAAGAAAAGUGCGUGGUGGGAGAGUGGAAUCAACCUCUACUCUUAGGUCCAAUACGACCCCGCCAAGCACCUGUCUAACCAAUCGGAAAGAAAGUUACAUUCAACGCUGGCUCUAGCAUCCAAUCCAAGGACGUGUUUCAGACUCUGCUGCCCGGUCCCAGCCAGCCCUGAGCUGGCGCCUUAGACGCUCGCCUGGCAGCUGCGCACACUCGGAGCGCCCCGAGCGGCGCAGAUAGGGAGGUUGGGGCUGUGCCCCGCGGCGCGGCGCCUGCCACUGCGCAGGCGCCUCAGGAAGAGCUCGGCAUCGCCCCUCUUCCUCCAGGUCCCCCUUUCCCGCAACUUCCCACGAGUGCCAGGUGCCGCGAGCGCCGAGUUCCGCGCAUUGGAAAGAAGCGACCGCGGCGGCUGGAACCCUGAUUGCUGUCCUUCAACGUGUUCAUUAUGAAGUUAUUAGUAAUACUUUUGUUUUCUGGACUUAUAACUGGUUUUAGAAGUGACUCUUCCUCUAGUUUGCCACCUAAGUUACUACUAGUAUCCUUUGAUGGCUUCAGAGCUGAUUAUCUGAAGAACUAUGAAUUUCCUCAUCUCCAGAAUUUUAUCAAAGAAGGUGUUUUGGUAGAGCAUGUUAAAAAUGUUUUUAUCACAAAAACAUUUCCAAACCACUACAGUAUUGUGACAGGCUUGUAUGAAGAAAGCCAUGGCAUUGUGGCUAAUUCCAUGUAUGAUGCAGUCACAAAGAAACACUUUUCUGACUCUAAUGACAAGGAUCCUUUUUGGUGGAAUGAGGCAGUACCUAUUUGGGUGACCAAUCAGCUUCAGGAAAACAGAUCAAGUGCUGCUGCUAUGUGGCCUGGUACUGAUGUACCCAUUCACGAUACCAUCUCUUCCUAUUUUAUGAAUUACAACUCCUCAGUGUCAUUUGAGGAAAGACUAAAUAAUAUUACUAUGUGGCUAAACAAUUCGAACCCACCAGUCACCUUUGCAACACUAUAUUGGGAAGAACCAGAUGCAAGUGGCCACAAAUACGGACCUGAAGAUAAAGAAAACAUGAGCAGAGUGUUGAAAAAAAUAGAUGAUCUUAUCGGUGACUUAGUCCAAAGACUCAAGAUGUUAGGGCUAUGGGAAAAUCUUAAUGUGAUCAUUACAAGUGAUCAUGGGAUGACCCAGUGUUCUCAGGACAGACUGAUAAACCUGGAUUCCUGCAUCGAUCAUUCAUACUACACUCUUAUAGAUUUGAGCCCAGUUGCUGCAAUACUUCCCAAAAUAAAUAGAACAGAGGUUUAUAACAAACUGAAAAACUGUAGCCCUCAUAUGAAUGUUUAUCUCAAAGAAGACAUUCCUAACAGAUUUUAUUACCAACAUAAUGAUCGAAUUCAGCCCAUUAUUUUGGUUGCCGAUGAAGGCUGGACAAUUGUGCUAAAUGAAUCAUCACAAAAAUUAGGUGACCAUGGUUAUGAUAAUUCUUUGCCUAGUAUGCAUCCAUUUCUAGCUGCCCAUGGACCUGCAUUUCACAAAGGCUACAAGCAUAGCACAAUUAACAUUGUGGAUAUUUAUCCAAUGAUGUGCCACAUCCUGGGAUUAAAACCACAUCCCAAUAAUGGGACCUUUGGUCAUACUAAGUGCUUGUUAGUUGACCAGUGGUGCAUUAAUCUCCCAGAAGCCAUCGCGAUUGUUAUCGGUUCACUCUUGGUGUUAACCAUGCUAACAUGCCUCAUAAUAAUCAUGCAGAAUAGACUUUCUGUACCUCGUCCAUUUUCUCGACUUCAGCUACAAGAAGAUGAUGAUGAUCCUUUAAUUGGGUGACAUGUGCUAGGGCUUAUACAAAGUGUCUUUGAUUAAUCACAAAACUAAGAAUACAUCCAAAGAAUAGUGUUGUAACUAUGAAAAAGAAUACUUUGAAAGACAAAGAACUUAGACUAAGCAUGUUAAAAUUAUUACUUUGUUUUCCUUGUGUUUUGUUUCGGUGCAUUUGCUAAUAAGAUAACGCUGACCAUAGUAAAAUUGUUAGUAAAUCAUUAGGUAACAUCUUGUGGUAGGAAAUCAUUAGGUAACAUCAAUCCUAACUAGAAAUACUAAAAAUGGCUUUUGAGAAAAAUACUUCCUCUGCUUGUAUUUUGCAAUGAAGAUGUGAUACAUCUUUAAAUGAAAAUAUACCACAAUUUAGUAGGCAUGUUUUUCUAAUAAAUUUAUAUAUUUGUAAAGAAAACAACAGAAAUCUUUAUGCAAUUUGUGAAUUUUGUAUAUUAGGGAGGAAAAGCUUCCUAUAUUUUUAUAUUUACCUUUAAUUAGUUUGUAUCUCAAGUACCCUCUUGAGGUAGGAAAUGCUCUGUGAUGGUAAAUAAAAUUGGAGCAGACAGAAAAGAUAUAGCAAAUGAAGAAAUAUUUUAAGGAAACCUAUUUGAAAAAAAAAAACAAAGACCAUUUGAUAAAAGCCUGAGUUGUCACCAUUAUGUCUUAAGCUGUUAGUCUUAAAGAUUAUUGUUAAAAAAUUCAGAAGAAAAGAGAGACAAGUGCUCUUCUCUCUAUCUAUGCUUAAUGCCUUUAUGUAAGUUACUUAGUUGUUUGCGUGUGCCUGUGCAAGUGUGUUUGUGUGUGGUUGUGUGGACAUUAUGUGAUUUACUAUAUAAGGAGGUCAGAGAUGGACUGUGGCCAGGCUUCCACAUUCCUGAAGCACACAGAUCUCAGGAAAGGUUAUUUUUGCACUUCAUAUUUGUUUACUUUCUCCUAACUCACAAGUUAAAAUCAUAACUUAAUUUCAUUAACUUUUAUCAUUUAACUCUCUCAUGUUUGUUGUAACCUGAGGUAUCCAAAUGCUGCAGAAAAAUUUAUGACCCAAAUACAAAUCUCAAUUUGACUGGGACAGAAUGAGGAAUGGAGAUUUUUGUAUUUAUCUUUGGGACUUUACGCCUUACUUUUUAGGCUAUAGAAUAGUUAAGAAAUUUUAAACAAAAUUUAGUAUCUUUUGGUCUUUCACACCAUUCAUAUGUUAAGUGGCAGAAUAGCCUUAGUGCUACCUCCACUUUUUUCUCCAGUAUUUGCAUCACAGAAAUAAUCCCUCUGUUUAACAUGUUUGUUCAGAGCCAAGGGUUUAUUGUGAAGAACUGUCAUCCUGCCUUUGCUAGCUGGUACCUUCUAGUAAUCAAAAUUAAUAUGAAGAAACUAGGUUGUGACAGACUAGAUUAUAUUUAGUAGGGGAAAAAUUGGGCUCAAGAACCAUUCGUCAGUACGUGAGACAAGCAGUUAAUAGUAUGAUCUUUAAAGUUUUGACAAUAUAAAAUAAACUUGGUAACUGUUUUACAAAUAUAAAAGUAUAAGAAAUAUGCAGCCCAGUUAAAUAUUAUCUGUGAUGGUAAAGAACAACAGUGGUGCCAGUCAUCAAACAUACAGUGCGUCCUAUUGAGUCACUGCUAAUUUCUUGAGCCUGGUAUUUGCUGCCUAUUGUAUUUGUGGUUGUUGAGAGGCAUUUUCAAACCCUGUAUAAAUAAUCCAUGCUGUUGGUCAUAAGUUAACUGUAUUAAGAACAGUAAAAUAAAUAAAAACCAAUAGUACUAAUUUUGCUUUAAAAAAAUUUCUAAUUUUUUCACAUAAAACAAUUAUCCUAAAGGUUAAUAGUUGAUCGAAACAGAACAAUAGAAAAAUUCUACUUUAAUUUCCAUUAAAAAACAAAUAGCAUUGACACAUUUAAAGCUUUUCAUUUAAAGUAGUGGAUGUUUUUGAAGUAUCUAAAAUAGUAGCAGAAUAUUUUAUACUUGGUCCUUGCAAUGGUGUGAGUUUUAAUGAUUGCAUUAGCGUGAUUGGUGGUUAUGAGUUUCAGAAAUCUAUACUUGGCAUCCAACUCAUGAGUGGAUUUUAUAUAGGAUGUAAUAGGAAGGUAUGUCCUGUCACUAUCUUAACCCUUUCAACAAGACAUUUACCUAUUUGUCUUUCCUUACAUUCUCAAAAUAUUAACUCGAAUUGUAAAUUAAGCAAAAAUUUAAAAAGUAUAUGUCGAUGGGACAAGAAGAAUAGUAUUUAUUUAAUAAAACAUAUAUUAUAUUGAACUAUGUUUUAAUUCAUUUGUAUCUUUUAAAAAAUUAUCACUGUUAAAGCCAUUGACUCCUUUAGUACACUGAGAAAAAUCUUAUAGUAAAACUAGUCUUUCACAUUAAGGUUUUGGUGUGUAUUUUGUUAAAUAACUAACAUGCUGCUCUAUUUUCUGGGUGUAGAAAGUAUUUGGCUCUAGGAAACAUUUACUUGUUUGUGAAAACAAUACCCCAAGGUAAUAGGAAAAGUUUGAGUUAAGUGUUUUUAAUUCAGUCAGUGAAUUCAGAAUAAGUACAUUCAUGUAUAACAUAGGGACAGUUCUGCUGCUGUUAUUUAUAUGCAAUUCUUCUGGUAAAUAGCAAUAGAAUAAAACAUAUUUCAAUGUUUGUGUAUAGGUUUUGUAUUAUUAUUCCACUAGGUAUGGCAUAAGAAUUUAUAGAUAAAUUCUUGUAACAUUAAAGGAUUAAAAUGUUUUUACAUUGUUUUGGGGUGUCUCCUUCUUGUGCCCAUAUCUGAUAAGCUUUAUGGAUUAUUGCAUUUAAUUCCUUUUAUUUGGAGGGUUUUACUUCCUUGUUAACACAUAAAGUUAUAAAUGAAGGACAAGGAGGAGAUGGAAAAUGUGUAUUUAUUGUUAAUUCUUAAAAUAGUGUGUAAAUAAAAUAACAUCAGUGUGCUUUAAAGAAA